AUGCCAUGCAGUGAGAUGGUGAAACAAAUAACCCCAUAUGGAGAAGACUGCAGAAGUAAAACGUACCCUCCUUCAGGACCAACGUUCCUCGGGAACGUUCCCACGUAUGUCAUAAAUCUCGAUUUACCUCCCAGCAAGAGAUGGGAUGAGUUGAUGCGUGACAAAAAGACACAGGUGAAGACCGUAAUCGACAAUAUUAAAGAAAUAGUAAAUACGUUCUUCCCUAGUGGCAAAGUUGUUGACUUGGUGGAUCACAAAUUGGGACAUCUGACUGCCACACUUCCUUAUCCUUUCAAAGAAGAGCUCCAAGGGAUUGCAAAUGCCUCUGGAAUUCCUUUGGGGGAAAUUGUUAUUUUCAACAUCUUCUAUGAAAUUUUUACUGUCUGUACUUCCAUAGUGGCAGAAGAUAAAACAGGGAGACUUUACCAUGCCAGAAACUUGGAUUUUGGACUCUUUCUUGGGUGGGAUGUUAAAAACAAUUCCUGGACUUUAACUCGGGAACUGAAACCCACAGUGGUAGUGCUGGACUUCCAGAGAAACAACAAAACAGUAUUUAAGUCUACAAAUUUUGCAGGAUAUAUAGGCAUGGUGUCUGGAGUCAAGCCUGACGCUUUCACCCUGACCAUGAACGAGCGUUUCAGCCUUGAUGGUGGUUAUAUAGGAAUGUUUGAGUGGUUUCUUGGUAGAAGAGAUGGUAUGUGGAUGGGCUUUCUCACCAGAUCAGUCCUAGAGAACGCUACAAGUUACGAGGAUGCAAAAGAAAAACUGACAAAAACAAGACUGUUGGCUCCAGCUUACUUUAUACUGGGUGGAAAAAACUCCGGAGAAGGCUGUGUGAUAACUCGCUCCAGGACAGCUACCCUUGACGUCUGGGACCUUGAUAUAAAGAAAGGCUCAUGGUACGUGGUAGAAACAAACUACGACCGCUGGAAGCCGCCCCUGGUGCUGGACAACCGCCGAACGCCUGCGAUGAAGUGCCUCAACCAGACGAAGCAGGAGGUGACCGUCCCCGAGGACCUAACCGCCCUGUUCCAAAGUGCUCCAGUCGCAUCAGAGCAGUUACCAGACACAGCCAGGGACAAUCAGGGCACUUGCAGGCAGAGCUGGAAUGGCAGGAGCAGCUAG
Messenger RNA from Tinamus guttatus (white-throated tinamou), 1125 nucleotides. Lineage: Eukaryota; Metazoa; Chordata; Aves; Tinamiformes; Tinamidae. The record is from RefSeq and is a predicted model, not a curated record.